Messenger RNA from Akanthomyces muscarius, 3606 nucleotides. RefSeq lists its product as uncharacterized. The transcript has a single exon. The record is from RefSeq and is a predicted model, not a curated record. The coding region runs from base 1 to 3606 and encodes 1201 amino acids. Gene Ontology annotation, biological process: regulation of transcription by RNA polymerase II. Lineage: Eukaryota; Fungi; Ascomycota; Sordariomycetes; Hypocreales; Cordycipitaceae.
AUGGCUUCGCCCAUGGUUACACCGCAGAACCCGCCUAGACGGCGUGGGCGUCCUCCUGGAACCACCAAUGCGGUUCGUGCAGCCCGCGCGGCCGAGGCCGCUCGCCUCGCCUCACUGGGGCAAACCGUGUCGCCGCGUAAGAAGCGCUACGUCCCCGGUGGGCCUGGCGGCGGUGGCAGGUACGUCGAUCCAGAUAGCCUGCUGAGCGCAAGCAUGCCCAAGAUGGGCGGUGCGUCAGCGUCGCGACGACGCGCGGCCGCCAAUCGCGAGAUCUCCUACGCCGUCUCGCCUGUGCCGUUGCCGCGCCGCGAGCGCAGCACGCGCACCCGAGCCACGGCCGGCGAAGACUUCGAAGAGAUUGAAUGGGGUUCUGCUGCCGCCGUUGCCGCUUCCGUCAAGCAGGCCGAGGACUACAAACCUCGUGAGGAGCGCAGCUGGGAGGAGUUUCACCCGAAUCUCGAUAUUGAGCAGCGCUUCGUUGUUUUCUCCGCCGAUGACGUCGAUGGUGUCGUUUCGAUCCAUGAGAUGCCAGGCACGCCGUCUAGACAAACGCCCGGCACACCCCUCAACGGAACCAUGACUCCCUCGCGACAGGUAAACCCCGUCUCGACGGGCAACACGCCAAACCCACAGUCUCAGUUCGACUCCCAUAGCCAACCCGAUUCGCAAUCGGCAGCUGGUGCGAUGACGCCAUCACGACGUUCAAGAAGAACGGUACGCGAGUCGGUGUCCUUCUAUGGCGUACGCAAUACACCCGCAGCUGGCACGCCGCGGACACCACGGAUACUUCCGAUUUCGAAUCAGACGCCGAAAGAGCGGCUGGACCUCAAGCAACCUACAUUUCGGAAGACCAAUCGCAUAGAGCUGUUCGAGAGCAAGACGUUUGGGCAGGCCCGCUACGUCGACAAGGCCAUGAGCAAUGUGGGAUACCAAGAAAGCGACAACUUUCCUCGACCCGACGAGACGAUGCUGCGCGCUAUUGACAUUGGUGCAGAGGAUGAUGCGGAGCAAUCAUUGACCUUGAUGCCAAACAAAUCGGAGGACCACAGUACUGGCCAUGCGCCGCACGCGCAGAAGCUGGGACGUGUCGAGUACGACAUGGAUGAACAGGACGAUAUGUGGCUGGAACACCACAAUGCGCAGCGCAAGCAGGCCGACCUAGAACCCAUCACGCGCGAGGUGUUUGAGAUUACCAUGACCAAGAUUGAAAAGGAGUGGCACGCGCUCGAGCGACGCAUUCCUAAACCGAACCCCAAGCCACCACAAACGCAUCGUCCGCGGUCUAGCUCGGCCGCGGCGGUGAACGGCGAGGUUCAGAGCGGCGGUGCCGCCGGUAGCGGAGAUGAACCAGAUAGCAAGUGUGUCAUCUGCGACGACGGCGACUGCGAGAAUACCAACGCGAUUGUAUUCUGUGACGGCUGCAACCUGGCCGUUCACCAAGAAUGCUAUGGAGUGCCAUUCAUCCCUGAAGGCCAGUGGCUGUGUCGAAAGUGCCAGCUGUGCGGCCGUGGUGUGCCUACCUGCAUCUUUUGCCCCAACACGGACGGUGCGUUUAAGCAGACGAACUCAUCGAAAUGGGCGCAUUUGUUGUGCGCCAUGUGGAUUCCUGAAAUAUCGCUCGGCAACCACACAUUCAUGGAGCCGGUCAUGGAUGUCGAGAAAGUCCCCAAGACGCGAUGGAAGCUCAACUGUUACAUCUGCCGACAGAAAAUGGGUGCAUGCAUACAGUGCAGCAACAAGAACUGUUACCAGGCCUUCCACGUCACCUGCGCGCGGCGGUCGAGGCUCUACCUCAAGAUGAAGACGAGCCACGGCGCUCUGGCAGUGCUGGAUGGCAGCAUGGUCCUCAAAGCAUUCUGCCACAAUCACUGCCCUCCGGAUUACACGAUAGAAAACAAUGUCCACCAGGCGACCCGUGCAGCCAAGAAGUUUUACAAACGAAACAUGCGCGGCCGCAUCUGGGCGGACAAUCAAGCCAUGGCGAAUGUUCUCGCUGCACAGCAUAGAGUUGCCCUCACGGAACAUCCUACCACUGAAAGCCAAAUAGCAGCCUCCAAGAACACGGCCGUGUUCGGCAACAGUGCAGAUGAACAGACUGGACAGGGUCAGCCGCCCAAGAACCUGUGGAAGCUGCCCUCUGGGGCACCCAUCAUCCCGCAAGCUGUGUAUGACGUGGUCGAAGCAUCAAUCCAGCGAUUUCCUUUUCGAAAACGCAAAGACUUCCUGGGUGAGGCGUGUCGGUACUGGACGCUCAAGCGCGAGGCACGCCGUGGGGCGGCGCUGCUGAAGCGGCUGCAACUGCAGAUGGAGGCCUUUUCGUCCAUGGAGUUAACUAGGCGUGACUUUGCGUCGAUGGGCCCCAACGGAAAAACACGGCUGGCGAGGCGCAUAGAGUUUGCUCAGAACAUUGUAAACGAUCUGGAGCGGCUGAAGGAGCUGUCUGAAGAUGUCGUGCGGCGCGAGCAGCUUCGCGUGGAUGCUGUCGAGCUGGAGAAUGACUUUGUGGACGAAUGCUACUUUCCCGUUGCCAAGCUGCUGGAGCCGGCAAUGGAAAAGGCAAUCUCGCUUGACAAGGAGCUGUUUGAGAAGGGCCUUGAGGGCAUCACAGAGCGAGUCGAGCGACGGCACUAUGCAACCGUCAUGCCGUUUGCCCAGGACCUCUGUGAUGUGAUUAGCAAGGGCGUCCGUACGUCACCGCCGGAGGUGCUUGAUCAUGAAAGUACCUCGGGCGCGCGACUCGAGGGUGUCAACGCGACGCCGCCGAAACACAGCUUUGCAGAUAUCCGCGAGCGACGAAAAUUAGGCAAGCGCAUUCUCAAGAGCGUGCAGCCUUUUCUGGAAGCCGCCUUGAAAGUGGAGGCGGAGAUCAGCAGCAAGGUGCCAGACACACUGGUGACAGAACUCGAAGCCCUGAUUGAAGCGAGUCUGGACACGACAAAGCCAGCGGAGACGAGUGAAGAUGUCGUCAUGACCGAUGCACAGGACGCGUCGGAGAUUACAGUCAAGAGCCUGGUGGACGAGAAUGGUGCCGAUUACGCCGAGGACGAUGCUAUGGACACGGCCGAGGACGAUGUUGUGCAUGACAAUAUCGAAGUGGACACGUCUGGCCUGGGCAUUGUUGACGCGACGACGCUGGCGGCAGCCAAGUCGGACAAGAACCGCAAGGCGGCGGCGACGCGAGGAGGAGCGGGCUCUUCAUCAGAGUCGCCCGAGGGCAGCGGCGGCGACUAUGCUGCUCUGGGCCAACAGCAGCAGCAGCAACCGCAGGAAGGACCGCCCACCCCUCCACAAUCAAACGGCAGCUUGGGGCGGGAUCCCACAGACCCGUUGACUGAAGGUGGCGUCCUGUGGCACCUCAAGUCGUUUGAACCCCGGGGCACCUCGGCGCUGCUGGAGCACACGGCUGCUCCUGCCGGUUUCGACGCGGCGCGGCUGCUGAGCGAGGACCUGACAGAUCUCGACGAGGUUGAGCUCAAGGGCCUGGGUGGUGCCAACGGCAGCAGCAUCAGCGCCAUGACGGUGGGUGCCGAUGAGGACGAACAGGCCGCGGCCAAGACAAAAGUGAACAAGGCGCGUGCUCGUCGCACAUCAGGUCGACAGCGAUGA